Dioscorea cayenensis subsp. rotundata (Guinea yam) is the source of this 1172-nucleotide messenger RNA. RefSeq names its product ras-related protein Rab11C-like. The coding region runs from base 195 to 845 and encodes 216 amino acids. The record is from RefSeq and is a predicted model, not a curated record. The transcript is spliced from 3 exons. NCBI's taxonomy places the organism in Eukaryota, Viridiplantae, Streptophyta, Magnoliopsida, Dioscoreales, Dioscoreaceae. Gene Ontology annotation, molecular function: GTP binding; GTPase activity. Gene Ontology annotation, cellular component: endosome.
UUUUUAAAAAAAAAGGUAUGAAAACCAAUGUAAUGGAGGCUCAGGCAAGUUCUUCGUCGUCUUCUAGCUUUCAUCACCAGUGUCUAGGGUCUCCCCUCUUCUUCUCCUUCUUCGCCGUCUUCAUCUUCAUCUCCUCCUCUUUCUUAUUGCAUCAGGUGGCGGCACAGCGGUGACAGGGGAUCUAUCGAUCGUACAUGGCCCAAAGAGGGGAUCAUGAAUAUGAUUACUUGUUCAAGAUCGUGCUCGUCGGCGACUCGGGCGUCGGGAAAUCCAACAUCCUUUCCAGGUUCACCAGGAACGAGUUCAGCCUGGAAUCCAAGUCCACCAUCGGUGUUGAGUUCGCCACCAGGACGCUUCAGAUAGAAGGGAAGACUGUAAAGGCACAGAUAUGGGAUACAGCAGGCCAAGAAAGGUAUCGUGCCAUCACAAGUGCUUAUUACAGGGGUGCUGUGGGUGCUCUCCUGGUAUAUGACAUAACAAAGAGGCAAACAUUUGACAAUGUCCAGAGGUGGCUCCAUGAACUUAGAGAGCAUGCAGACUCCAAUAUUGUCAUCAUGAUGGCUGGUAAUAAGUCUGAUCUGAGCCAUUUAAGAUCUGUUCAAGAGGAUGAUGGCCAGGCAUUGGCUGAGAAAGAGGGUCUCUCCUUCCUUGAGACCUCUGCAUUGGGAGCCCAGAAUAUUGAGAAGGCCUUCCAGACUAUUCUUACAGAGAUUUACCACAUCAUAAGCAAGAAGGCUCUUGCUGCUCAACAGGCAGCAGCUGCAGCUACUCCGACUCAAGGGACCACAAUCAAUGUAACUGAUUCUACUGGAGGCUUUACAAAGAGAAAUUGCUGUUCUACUUAGUACUUUUUAAUGAGCCUCAUUUGGCCCAAGAUCAGGAGCUUCAACAUGGUCCCCUUUGCAUAUCAUUCUUUGACCUCUCUCUGACGUGUGAUUUUUUUGGUGGUGGAAUUUAGCAUCGUUGCAAGGAACAUGCUCUAUUUAAUUUAAUGAUAGCAACCUGUGUUAUUUUGUGUAUCUUCUCUUUCUCACUUUGUUUUCUUGGUUUUGAGUCUCUUAGCAAGCAAGCGAGAUGAAGAAAUUACAUGCCUGUGAGACUUUGGUGCUCUUUUCUUUUUGUAACAUUAGUUGAUUCUGAAAUAGUAAUAAAGUUCAUAUGUAAUAUGCUCA